Pelobates cultripes (western spadefoot toad) is the source of this 333-nucleotide messenger RNA. The record is from the annotation of a GenBank genome assembly. Lineage: Eukaryota; Metazoa; Chordata; Amphibia; Anura; Pelobatidae.
AUGGUAGCCUCAUGGAUACGACCAGCAACGUGGCGCAGGUACUACACACAGGUACCCCGAGCAACCAAGAUGGCCGUCAGGCAAAAUAGACCCCGGAGGGCCUCGGGGCAGGAUACGGCACCAGGCCUCUCGGACACACGCUCUCACCCGCGCAUAAGCAAAACUGGGACCCUAACUCCAGCGACGCACGCUACUAAAGCACCUGACCUUAUUCCUGGCUACCGGCACAGCACCAAGCGCCUCUCCCCAACCAAUACUGCGGUACGAGCGACUGUGAAACAGCACACCACAAAGAGACGCCCUGAAGCUGACUCCACUAUAAGUUACUCAUAA